Messenger RNA from Hibiscus syriacus, 1780 nucleotides. RefSeq names its product pentatricopeptide repeat-containing protein At1g05600-like. The transcript has a single exon. The record is from RefSeq and is a predicted model, not a curated record. NCBI's taxonomy places the organism in Eukaryota, Viridiplantae, Streptophyta, Magnoliopsida, Malvales, Malvaceae. Gene Ontology annotation, molecular function: protein binding. Bases 269 to 1765 code for a protein of 498 amino acids.
UUAGGCUUCAAAUAUUCGGACUCUUUCUUCGAAAUCUGAUUGAUUUUGAGGUCUGCCAAGUGCCAAUCACCACACUCACACCGACGUUUUCCGAUUUCUGAAGCUCCGGCCGGAGUUAUAGGUCGAGCUCUUCAGGGUGAGAUGAAAGCAAAUGAAAUACACGGAAAGCCCUCCAGCUGUUUGGUUAAAUGUCUCACUGAUAUAUAAAAAAAACUCAAAUUGCAAACUUUGAACUUCAAAAACAACGUUGAAGAUAGUAGUGCUGGCGAUGGGAAUCCGAUGGCCUAGAAUUUUAACCCCAACGCAUCUCUCUCAAAUUAUAUCAACUCCAAAGAACCCAUUAACUGCGCUCCAAAUCUUCAAUCAAGCCCACCAAAAAUACCCCAACUAUCGUCACAAUGGUCCCGUUUAUGCCACCAUGAUCAACAUUCUUGGCAACUCCGGUCGAAUUCUGGAGAUGAAACAAGUGAUCGAUCAAAUGAAAGACGAUUCCUGUGAGUGCAAAGAUUCAGUUUUUGUCGGUGCUAUCAGAACUUUUGCAAGUGCUGGAAUGGUAAAUGAGGCUUUGAAUCUCUUUAACUGCAUUCCUCAAUUCAAUUGUGUCAAUUUUACUGAAUCUUUUAAUACCAUUUUGGGGAUAGUGCUGAAAGAGUCUAAUUUCAAAGCUGCUUAUCAACUCUUUUCGGACAAUUGUUGGAGGUUGGAAGUGAAAUCUAGGGUGAAAUCAUUGAAUUUGUUAAUGGAAGGGCUUUGCCGAUUCAAAAAAUCCGAUCUUGCCUUGAAUAGUUUCCAAGAAAUGGAUUUUCAAGGUUGUUACCCUGAUAGAGAAAGUUACAGGAUUUUAAUGAAGGGUUUAUGUGAUGAUGGUAGGUUAGAUGAAGCUAUCCAUUUGUUAUAUUCAAUGUUUUGGAGGAUUUCCCAAAAGGGUAGUGGUGAAGAUAUUGUCAUUUAUCGGAUUUUAUUGGAUGCUUUGUGCGAUGACGGGAAGGUUGAAGAAGCUUUAGAAAUUCUUGGGAAGGUUUUGAGGAAGGGUUUAAAGGCUCCGAAGAGCCGUAGACAACGACUUGAUUUAAGUCAAUGCAGAGAUAGGGAAGAUUCAGAAGCUACUAAACGCUUGAUUAAUGAAGCUUUAAUAAGAGGUGGAGUUCCUAGUAUGGAUAGCUAUAGUGCUAUGGCCAUUGAUUUAUAUAAUGAAGGUAGAGUCGAUGAGGGUAAUAAAGUGCUCAAUGAAAUGCAUAAGAGAGGGUUCUUCCCAUCGUUGCCGAUGUACGAAGCAAAGGCAGAAGCUUUGAGUAAGAAGGGGAGAGUUAGUGAAGUAAUCAAAGUAAUCGAAGAGGAUAUCAAGGAAGGAACUUGUGUUCCGAGUGUCGGAUUGUAUAACACCAUAUUGAAAUGUCUUUGUAAUGCAGGGGAUUCAGAAUUAGCCAUUGGAUAUUUGAAGAAGACGUCCAAGCAGGUCGGUUGUGUAGCCACCAAAGAAACCUAUAGCAUUUUGGUUAAUGGGUUGUUCAAAGAAGGUAAAUAUGUCGAAGCAAGUCGGGUUUUGGAGGAGAUGCUGAUCAAAUCACAUCGGCCGGGUGCCGAAACUUAUAACGGACUUAUAAAAGGGCUUUGCUUAAUAGGUAGGCAAUAUGAAGCAGUGAUGUGGCUAGAAGAGAUGGUAAGUCAGGGAAUGCUGCCGGACCUUUCAAUAUGGAACUCAUUGGUUGCAUCUGUGUGUUGUAAAAUGAGUGACAUAGAGAUGUUUAGUAUGAACUCAUUCUAACCCUAUCAAUAUAUU